GCUAAUAUGACUUUCGCUGCAGACGGAACCAUAAUAUAAAGUCUGUGACUGAAGAUGGAAUAGAAGAGAGUCUCGCUGGGCGGCUUUUAUCAUUUAUCAGAGAAGAAUUAUAAUACUCUUAUAUAGCUUUAGACUCUGGUUUACACCUUUCCGUUGUUUUUAAAAUAUAAAUGUUUGUUGAAUUGUGAGUAGUCUACGUACGGUCAUGGUAGGAGAUAUAGUCCUUGUUUGGUCACACUUGUUCUGACAGUCAAAGAGGCGUCCCAUAAACUAUUAUAUGGAGCUCGCUUUCAUUUUAUGAUUAUUGAUUGGAAGGAUUAUCUUCAAAUACAUCUUAGGGCUGUUCUUGGUCACCAAGCCAGUGUCUUGUACAAACAAUAAGGACAGGACCAGGAGGGCUAAGCAAGAGAACAGAAGCGAGAGCAAAUUUAAGGAGAGAACAGUGUCCUCAGCUCUCUGAACACCUCCUACUAGCGCCUGGCCAAUAUCUGCUCCAGCGCAGUGUUUGGCGCCCUCUGGUGGACACAUGUGGCACAUCCAUCGCCGGUUCUUUGAGGCAGCUCUUUCCUAAAAGAUUGGGACUUGAGGCUGACGCCAUCAGAAUCAGGUUUUAUUGGCCAAAUGGAUACUGAAAAGCGGGAUAAACUCUCGGAGCUCGUGGAAGAGCUGACCACCUCUGGGGAACCGACUCUGAAUCCAGCGAAGAUGAAGGAAGUGAAGAAGAUAUGCAGGAUUUCCAACCACUACAUUGAGCACCUGUACCAUUUGAUCAUGACCCAGCUGGACCAGGAACACGCAGAGAUCAGGCUUUCGGCUUUUCACGUGGUUGCCGAGUUGUUCAGCCGCUCGCAUCACUUCCGUGUGCUUCUAGUGGACAACAUGCAAGAGUUUCUUGACCUCACUGUUGAGACGGACACGGAUCAGCCGCUGCCCCCGCCCAAGGAGGUGGCACAGAAGCUGAAGAGGCUGGCGAUCCACACCGUGCAGUCGUGGCACGCCACCUACGGGGAGGCCUACAAGAAGCUCGCUCUCGGAUACCACUUUCUCAAACAAGUGAAGAAGGUGGAUUUUCAGGAUGUCGAGGCUCGUACUCUUGCAGAGAGAAAGAGACAGGAGGAGAGACACAGAAGACUGCAGACGCUCUACAAAGAGAAGAUUGAGAAGGCCAAGGCAGAGAUGGAAGAAACCUGUGUAGACAUUGAGGAGAGCUUGACUGAGAUCCACAACUGUAUGAACCUCCUUCUACCGGACCCACUCAACUUCAAUAUGUGCAACCUGGAGCCUGGAGCCAGGUCUACUGGAGCUUCCUUAGAGCCUGGAGCAUCGACAUCCUUAGAGCCUGGAGCAUCGACAUCCUUAGAGUCUGGAGCAUCGACAUCCUUAGAGCCUGGAGCAUCGACAUCCUUAGAGCCUGGAGCAUCGACAUCCUUAGAGCCUGGAGGCGGGUCCAGCUCAAGCGGCAGUGAAGAUGGACAGCCAUGUUGCAGUCAGGACCUUCAGAAGGAGUCUGAAAUGGUGGAAAACAAAGAGUCCAAUGAUUCUGAGAGCGAAAGUGAAGAGCAUCCAAAUGAGAACUGUUUCCUGCGCAACUCCGGCAUCAUGUCUCACAAGUACAGUUUGGAACUCAAUAUAUCCACCGAUGUCAAUCUUCAGGAGUCGGAGGACAAUGAGGCACUUCUGAACACUGUGAGGGACUUGCACCGACUCAUCACCACUAAACACCUGCCCAGCGUGCAGUCGUGGAUUCAGGUGUUCACGAGGGCUGGAGGAGAGGAGCCGCUUCUGAAGCGGUCCUUGGACCUGAAGAACUCUCUGGAAGCGGCGCUGGAGAAGCACACGACGCUUCACAUCAGCCACAGGGACCGGCAGCGGAGGGUGGUGAGAGCAGAGGACAGCGAUGAAGACUUUGAGGAGGUUCCGGAGAAGGAGGGAUUUGAGCCGCACAUCCUGGAUGACCUGCGUGAGGAGUACGGUCUGGAGCCACUGGUGUCCACCUCAGUGUCGGCCGUGACACAAAAGCCUCCGAGACAACUGGCUACUAAACGUGUCCCUGUGGCCUCCUCACGUACCUCGCGUGCGAAGAGGAAGGCCGAUGAGGAAGAACAGGACCCUACCAGUGCUGCUGCCACCCUGCGUAUCCUCAAGCAGAGUCUCCCACCCACUGUGACUGACAGUUGUGUUGCAUCCGGCAGCAGUAGCAGUGUGACGCCCACAGAGGUCGGAGAAGAAAAGAACGCCCCUGUGGUGCCGUUUGGUAUCGACCUCUACUACUGGGGCAAGGAGCAGCCCACUGCUGGGAAGAUCAUCAAGUACUCCUCCACGCAUCAGUUCUGGGUGCCCAACGAGAUGGAGGAAGAGGUGGUGAACGAAGAGCUUUCCGCUCAGAUGAAGUCCCGCUGCAUCACCUUCGCCGGUCGCUUCCAACCCGUGCAGCACAAGUGCAGAGCGCCUCUGCCUAACGGUGCUCUGUGUGAACGUCAGGAUCGCUUGAAAUGUCCUUUCCAUGGGAAGAUUAUCCCACGGGAUGAUUUAGGGAGGCCAGCGAAGCGAGAGGACGCAGAACGUCUGGAGAAGGAGAGGAUGAAGCGCCAAGAAGAGCAGCCUGAUUGGCGAGAUCCCGAGCUGAUGAGAGAGAUCGAGGCGGCGACCGGAGAAGACCUUGGCUCAUCUAAGACGUUUGGCAAGGGGAAGAAGAAGGGCUCAAAAGGGAAAGGGAAGAAGAAGAAGAAAUACCCGAGCCUGACGGACCUGAAGCAGAGUGCCAACACCUCACGCGCCAGGCUGGAAAAGAAAGUUUUUAACAAGAGCUCCAUGCGGCGGGUCACGGACGUCAUGAAUAAAAUGGACACGAGGAAACAUGACAAGUUCUCCAACCAGUUCAACUACGCACUCAAAUAAAACAACAUAGACAGGAUUCAACUACGCGCUCAAAUAGAACAACAUGGAGGCACAGCAGCCUUGACACUGCCAACACCGCUCCACAUCAAUUCAACUACGCACUCAAAUAAAACAACAUGGACAGGCUGACCAAUUCAACUACGCACUCAAAUAAAACAACAUGGAGGCUCAGCAGCCUUCACACUGCCAACACCGCUUCAAAUCUAGGAAGUACAAGAAAUAUUGACACAAUUUCAAAAAAAUCUUGUACAUAUAGAGAUAAGGAGCACUUUUAAAAAAAAACUUUUUUGUGAGAAAUAUUUCAGUGAUUAAUUACAUAUGACAUGGCUAAUGAAAUGUGAUAAUGUUUUACACAUGUUGUACAUCAUUUUUUUUGUUAUAUUGUAAUAUUGUUCAUUUUGUAUGUUUGGUUUGAUUGUUUUUAUGUGUGUCUCAUGUAUUUAUGUGUGUCUCAUGUAUUGUAAUUACUGCAGAAAAUGAAACGGUAGUCAUCUUCCAAAACUGACCAUGUAUAUGAUAUAUAUGAUAUAUGAUAUACGACAUGUAUAUAAUGUUUUGAUCAUCUCUAAAUCCUUCUCCUAAAAUGAUUGAAUAAGUUGAAUUAUA
This is a messenger RNA of Clupea harengus (Atlantic herring), 3504 nucleotides long. RefSeq names its product UV-stimulated scaffold protein A (gene uvssa). Gene Ontology annotation, biological process: transcription-coupled nucleotide-excision repair; response to UV. Gene Ontology annotation, cellular component: chromosome. NCBI's taxonomy places the organism in Eukaryota, Metazoa, Chordata, Actinopteri, Clupeiformes, Clupeidae. The record is from RefSeq and is a predicted model, not a curated record. Gene Ontology annotation, molecular function: RNA polymerase II complex binding.